Messenger RNA from Lycium barbarum (goji berry), 1063 nucleotides. Its product is annotated as late embryogenesis abundant protein D-34-like. The transcript has 3 exons. NCBI's taxonomy places the organism in Eukaryota, Viridiplantae, Streptophyta, Magnoliopsida, Solanales, Solanaceae. The record is from RefSeq and is a predicted model, not a curated record. The coding region runs from base 60 to 839 and encodes 259 amino acids.
AAUCUUAUAAUUCCCUCUAGCUAGUUACGUUUCCCUUUGUUGGAAAACAAAAUUAAAGUAUGAGCCAAGAACAACAACCUAUUAAAUAUGGGGACGUAUUUGAAGUCUCAGAGAAACUUGCUUCAAAGCCCAUGUUGCCUAAAGAUGCAGCUACUAUGCAAUCAGCUGAGAACAAAGAGCUCGGUCAUAUUCCGAAAGGCGGUCCGGCGUCAAUUAUGCAGUCAGCUGCUGCAUUGAACCGGCGGUUCGGAGGUGUUGGACGAGAUGACAUGACGGAUGUUGCUAGAAAUGAGGGUGUAGAUGUAUCUCAAGAAGAUUUGGUUGAGGGUACUCGUAUAGUUACUGAAUCUGUUGGUGGAGAGGUUAUUGCACAAUAUACUCAUCCAUCAACCAGAGGAAGUGGUGCUGGUGGUAAAGAAGUGGGAGCUGAACAAUCUCCUACUCCCAACGUUGACGCGGAUGUUGUGACCAUAGGCGAAGCACUGGAGUUGGCUGCUCUUUCAGCAGGUGACAAACCAGUGGACGAGAGCGACGCUGCAGCGAUACAGGCAGCAGAGGUGAGAGCCACGGGACUAGGACAUGUAGUGCCAGGAGGUGUAGGAGCGGAAGCUCAACAUGCAGCCGCCAUCAACACCCGAACCACGCGAGACGAGCAGAAGACCAAGCUCAGUGAUGUUCUCACAGAUGCAACGAGCAAACUUAAAGAGGACAAGCCAGUUACGAAGGAAGAUGCUGAAGGCGUGGUGGGUGCGGAAAUAAGAAAUAAGGCUGAACCGGCUACACAUCCUGGAGGCGUCGCAGCAUCCAUGGCAACAGCUGCCAAUAUGAACAAAGACUAAAUCGUCAUUUCAACACAUCCCAAAAGAAGGCCCCUUUGCUUGCGUUUUGCCUUCUAUUUUAGGUCCAAAUCGUCUAGGUUUAUGUACAUAACGUGUGUUUUCUACAUUUGAGUAAUCCACCUAUGCUGUAGUAAGGUGCAUCUUAGCUUUUUGACUUUUUGAUGUAUGGCACUCUAUAUAGUACUUAAAGCUAAAUGAAUAUUGAUGCUAGUUAUCAAAGUCUA